This is a messenger RNA of Calliphora vicina (urban bluebottle blowfly), 456 nucleotides long. RefSeq lists its product as uncharacterized. The record is from RefSeq and is a predicted model, not a curated record. Lineage: Eukaryota; Metazoa; Arthropoda; Insecta; Diptera; Calliphoridae. The transcript has 2 exons. The coding region runs from base 1 to 456 and encodes 151 amino acids.
AUGAAUAAAAAAUACCAAAAGGCCACAAAUUGGCAUGACGGAAAAUUAUGCCAACAGAAAAUGCAAUUAAGACUGCAAGCACCUCAACUACUACCAGGAACAGCAGCAGCUCCACCACAAACACAACAGCAACAAACACCAAGACCACCAACUCCACAACAACAGCAACAAACACCACAACAACAGCAAAAAACACCACAACAGCAACAAACACCAACUCCACAACAACAGCAACAAGCACCACCAACUCCACAACAACAGCAACAAGCACCACCAACUCCAAAACAACAGCAACAAGCACCACCAAUUCCAAAACAACAGCAACAAGCACCACCAACUCCACAACAACAAGAACCAGCAACUCCACAACAACAAACACCUCAACCACUUGAGGCAACAACAAAGAAGCGGCAAUAUUCUGCCCCUCCUCCGCCUCUACCGAGAAGAAACUAUUAA